AGUCCUCCGGAGCGCAGCGCGCUCUCCUCACGGUGCGUAAAGAGAGCUGUGCCACACAAUGCGCCGAGAGCACUUUUUCACAUGUUCACCAGCGAGGCUUCUAUUGUUCCUCGUAGAAAGGAAUCAGCUCAGGUGACUGGAUAUGAUCUAUUUUUAACAUCCAACUCACCAAACAGUCAGACAGAUGCCCGGAAGAUGGACCCGCUGUACAACGCCACCGAUUGUAACGGGACGACCGUCUCCGUUAACUGCAGCGACGGCUUCAACCAGUUCGUCCAGCCGGUGUGGCAGAUCACGCUGUGGGCUGUCGCUUAUUGCAGCAUGGUCGCGGUGUCUGUGGUCGGUAACAUGGUGGUUAUCUGGAUUAUUCUGGCGCACAAAUGCAUGAGGACCGUCACCAAUUACUUUCUGGUCAACCUGGCCUUAGCUGAGGCUGCCAUGUCUGCGUUCAACACAGUGAUCAACUUUGUGUAUGCUGUUCACAACGAGUGGUACUUCGGUUUGGUUUACUGCCGCUUCCACAACUUCUUCCCCAUUGCAGCCAUAUUUGCCAGCAUUUACUCCAUGACGGCCAUCGCUCUGGACAGAUACAUGGCUAUCAUCCACCCCCUGCAGCAGAGGAUGUCUUCCACAGAGACCCGUGUGGUGAUUGGUGUGAUCUGGACCCUGGCUCUGCUUCUAGCCUUCCCUCAGUACUACUACUCAUCUACCGCCCUGCUGCCCGGACGCUCAGUCUGCUACAUAGACUGGCCUGAGUACUCCACUGUGGACUUCAGGAAGAUAUACUAUGUGUGCGUGACACUGCUCAUCUACUUCCUGCCCCUGUGCGUUAUGGGCUGCGCUUACACAACCGUAGGUGUCACCCUCUGGGCGAGUGAGAUUCCCGGAGACUCGUCCGAACACUACAAACAACAGCUCAUUGCCAAACGCAAGGUGGUGAAGAUGAUGAUCGUGGUGGUGUGUACGUUCGCUCUCUGCUGGCUGCCCUAUCACAUCUACUUCUUACUGCACCAGUUCUUCCCUGAGCUGUUCGAGCAGCGCUACAUCCAGCAGGUGUACCUGGCCGUCAUGUGGCUGGCCAUGAGCUCCACCAUGUACAACCCGAUCAUCUACUACUGCCUCAACAGCAGGUUUAGAGCAGGCUUUCAGCAGGCGUUUUGCUGCUGCAACCCCACCAUCGUCAAGGACAAGCUAGAGCUCAAGUCACCCCGUUACCUGCAAACACAGGUGAGCAUAUACCGAGCCAGCAGGAUGGAGACCGUCGUCUCCGCUGCCGACCAUCCUGCAGCAGAGGAGCAGAAGAGGGCAGAGCUGCUCUGUGCCUCUCACACCCUGCCCCACUUGGGAGUCACAACCAAUGGCUCAGGCUCCGAGAUGUUGACCGCAAGUCCUCAUAGUCCCUCGCAGCAGAGCAGACACCUUGAAGAGUGA
Messenger RNA from Hippoglossus stenolepis (Pacific halibut), 1431 nucleotides. It is a transcript of the gene tacr1b, whose product is annotated as tachykinin receptor 1b. Lineage: Eukaryota; Metazoa; Chordata; Actinopteri; Pleuronectiformes; Pleuronectidae. Gene Ontology annotation, molecular function: substance P receptor activity. Gene Ontology annotation, cellular component: sperm midpiece; plasma membrane. Gene Ontology annotation, biological process: positive regulation of flagellated sperm motility; G protein-coupled receptor signaling pathway. The record is from RefSeq and is a predicted model, not a curated record.